UGCGAUAAGGUUUCUUAGAACAUGCUAAAGGUUGAGCUAUUUUCCAGUAAAUCAGGGGUGAUCUCCUCGCAUGCGCUGACUCGAUCGCUAGCUUGGGGAAGAAGAUGAUCAGUAUCAUGAAGACAGCAUUAAGGAUAGUUUUCCUUGCGGUGUUUCUUGGGGGGAUCAUAGUUUGGGUUCUUUUGCCAACCAAAACAUACAAGCAAGCAUGGACUCCCACCCUAAACAGCACGCUCAAUUCAACAUAUUUUGGAGAACCAGGGACAAAUCUUCUGCUUUUUACAUUUCCCAUGAUAUUUAUAGCAGUUUUGGGCUGCGUUUAUCUCCACGUUCAGAACAAAUCAAAGAAUAUGAACUCCAAAAGUGAUUGCAGAGUUAUUACAAGCAAUCGUUUGGCCUUUUGGAGACGUCCGGUGCUUGUGAUGGCUCCUCUUGGAAUUGUUACUGCAGUGGAGCUUGCUUUUGCCGCCAUGUUUGUUGUGCUCUUAAUCUGGUCUUUAUUCAAUUAUUUAUAUGUCAGCUUCGGUCACCUCCAUAUGCAUAAAGCAGGCGAGAAAGUGUGGCAAGCAAAGUUUCGAAGUAUAUCAUUGAGACUCGGGUAUGUUGGAAACAUAUGCUGGGCAUUUCUCUUCUUUCCCGUGACUCGAGGUUCUUCAAUAUUGCCUCUCGUUGGGCUGACAUCAGAGUCUAGCAUCAAGUAUCAUAUCUGGCUUGGUCAUGUUUCAACGAUUCUUUUUGCCGCACAUACCGUAGGUUACAUCAUUUAUUGGGCCAUGACUGAUCAAAUGGCUCAGUUGCUUCAGUGGAGCCGUGAUUGGGUGCCAAAUGUAGCUGGGGAGAUUGCAAUAGUAUUUGCAUUGGCUAUGUGGGUUACAAGCUUUCCUCGCAUUAGGCGAAAGAUGUUUGAGGUUUUCUUCUAUACCCACCAUCUUUACAUUCUCUAUAUCUUCUUCUACGUAUUGCAUGUUGGCGCUGCCUACUUCUUCAUGAUCCUUCCGGGGAUCUUCCUCUUCCUUGUCGAUCGAUUCUUGAGAUUCCUACAGUCGAGACAAAGUGCUAGGUUGGUCUCUGCACGCAUUCUACCUUGUGACACUGUUGAACUAAACUUCUCCAAGAGCGAAGGUUUGAAUUACAAUCCAACAAGCAUCAUGUUUUUAAAUGUGCCUAGUAUUUCCAAGUUUCAGUGGCAUCCUUUCACAGUAACUUCCUGCUGUAAUAUGGAGCCGGAUAAGCUCAGCGUUGUCAUCAAACGCGAGGGAAGCUGGUCUCUGAAGCUUUUCCAAGAACUUUCUUCUCCUGUGGAUCAUCUCAAAGUUUCUGUCGAAGGACCUUAUGGUCCUUCUUCAUCUCAUUUUCUGAGGCACGAGUCCCUGGUGAUGGUGAGUGGAGGUAGUGGGAUUUCUCCUUUCGUGUCUAUAAUUCGCGAGAUAAUUUUCCGAAGCCAAAAUGGAAGCUUAAACGUCCCGCGUGUUCUCCUCGUGUGUGCCUUCAAGAACUCGGCGGAUCUCGCCAUACUAGAUCUCUUAAUUCCUAUUUCUGGUGCACCCAUUCAAACUUCCAAAAUGCAGUUGCAAAUAGAAGCCUAUGUCACCAGAAACAAAGAGCAGCCAUCCAUAGAUUCCCAGAAGCUCAUCCAGACAGUAUGGUUUAAGGCAGACCAAUCAGACUCACUUAUUUCUCCCGCUCUAGGCCCAAACAAUUGGUUAUGGCUUGGUGCAAUAAUCUCGUCAUCAUUUGUCGUGUUCCUUCUCUUUUUAGGCAUUGUCACUCGUUACUACAUUUACCCUAUUGAACAAAACACCAAUGAGACUUAUAAUUUCUCAUUCUGCUCUCUUUGGGACAUGUUUUUGGUAUUUACCUGUAUUCUCUUAGUUUCUAGUGUAAUAUUUCUUCUGUGCAAGAAACAAAAUGCAAGGGAAGGGAAGCAAAUCCAAAAUUCUGAUGUGCCAACACCAACAAAUUCAUCAGGGUCUUGGUUCAAUGUUGCGGAUAUGGAGCUAGAAAGCCUUCCCCAUCAGUCUCUUGUUCGAGCCACCAACGUGCACUUUGGUGCUAGGCCUGAUCUUAAGAAAGUUCUUCUUGAGUGCACAGGAUCAGAUGUUGGAGUUUUAGUCUGUGGUCCGAGGAAGAUGCGACAUGAGGUUGCCAAGAUUUGUUCGUCUGGUUUGGCAGAAAAUCUGCACUUUGAGUCCAUCAGCUUCAACUGGUGAUGAAUUUGAAAGGUGAAUGUGUCUCAGUGUCUGUUAGCAUUACAGGAAUUCUUCUUUUGGGGCAAAAGAAUCCAAUCUUCGAGUCUUAAAGUUCGUGGCACAUGAAAAGUACUAAUCAGCUGGUGGCCAGGUUGCAAAUUAAUAUCUGUUCAUGAUCCGCUGCGAUCGGCAAAUGUAUAAUCUGCAGUACCUUUGUUUUAUUAUUGCCGGCCAGAGGUUGAACUAAAGAGUUAAAUUUGUAUGUAUUUUCAAUCAGUACAAAUAUAAUUAAUUAAAAUA
Messenger RNA from Carya illinoinensis, 2489 nucleotides. Its product is annotated as ferric reduction oxidase 4-like. Gene Ontology annotation, molecular function: oxidoreductase activity. The record is from RefSeq and is a predicted model, not a curated record. Lineage: Eukaryota; Viridiplantae; Streptophyta; Magnoliopsida; Fagales; Juglandaceae. The transcript has 8 exons. Bases 105 to 2210 code for a protein of 701 amino acids. Gene Ontology annotation, cellular component: plasma membrane.